Molecule: messenger RNA, 1535 nt
Organism: Piliocolobus tephrosceles (Ugandan red Colobus)
Lineage: Eukaryota; Metazoa; Chordata; Mammalia; Primates; Cercopithecidae
Gene: TTYH1
Product: tweety family member 1
Exons: 14
Coding region: 57-1421 (454 amino acids)
Cellular component (GO): smooth endoplasmic reticulum membrane; plasma membrane
Molecular function (GO): intracellularly calcium-gated chloride channel activity; volume-sensitive chloride channel activity
Source: RefSeq, a predicted model, not a curated record
CUCCGGAGGCUCCCGCAGCCCCGGCGUCCGCCCCGCUGCCCCCUCCCCCGGGGGCCAUGGGGGCGCCCCCGGGCUACCGGCCCUCGGCUUGGGUGCAUCUCCUCCACCAGCUGCCCCGCGCCGACUUCCAGCUCCGCCCGGUGCCCAGCGGUUUCGCGCCCCAAGAGCAGGAAUACCAGCAGGAUCAGAGCAGCCUCGCGGUUACACAACGGCCACCUCCAACGCCGCCGCUCCACCGGCUCCGGCCUCCUCCGCCCAGACUCACGCCCGCUCUGGCCCCGAGACCUCCCGAAGCCUUACGCAGGAAUCCGCGGCCCCAGUCACCGCCAGAGGCCUUGUUGCUGGUGGCGGCCUUGGCGGGCCUGGGCUUGGGCCUGAGCCUCAUUUUCAUCGCUGUCUACCUCAUCCGAUUCUGCUGCUGCCGGCCGCCCGAGCCUCCCGGGUCCAAGACCCCCUCGCCCGGAGGAGGCUGCGUCACCUGGAGCUGCAUUGUCGCCCUUCUCGCCGGCUGCAUUGGCAUUGGCAUCGGUUUCUAUGGCAACAGUGAGACCAGUGAUGGGGUAUCCCAGCUCAGCUCCGCGCUGCUGCACGCCAACCACACACUCAGCGCCAUUGACCACCUGGUGUUGGAGACGGUGGAGAGGCUGGGUGAGGCAGUGAGGACAGAGCUGACCACCCUGGAGGAGGUGCUCGAGCCGCGCACGGAGCUGGUGGCUGCUGCCCGAGGGGCUCGGCGGCAGGCAGAGGCGGCGGCCCAGCAGCUGCAGGGGCUGGCCUUCUGGCAGGGAGUGCCCCUGAGCCCCCUGCAGGUGGCUGAAGAUGUGUCCUUCGUGGAAGAAUACAGGUGGCUGGCCUAUGUCCUCUUGCUGCUCCUGGAGCUGCUGGUGUGCCUCUUCACCCUCCUGGGCCUGGCGAAGCAGAGCAAGUGGCUGGUGAUCGUGAUGACGGUCAUGAGUCUCCUGGUUCUCGUCCUGAGCUGGGGCUCCAUGGGCCUGGAGGCAGCCACGGCCGUGGGCCUCAGUGACUUCUGCUCCAAUCCAGACCCUUAUGUUCUGAACCUGACCCAGGAGGAGACAGGGCUCAGCUCAGAGGCUGACUCUGUCCCAGCGAGCUCUGGCCAACAUCCACUCCCAGCUGCUGGGCCUGGAGAGAGAAGCUGUGCCGCAGUUCCCUUCAGCGCAGAAGCCUCUGCUGUCCUUGGAGGAGACUCUGAAUGUGACAGAAGGAAACUUCCACCAGUUGGUGGCACUGCUGCACUGCCGUGGCCUGCACAAGGACUAUGGCGCAGCCCUGCGGGGCCUGUGCGAAGACGCCCUGGAAGGCCUGCUCUUCCUGCUGCUCUUCUCCCUGCUGUCCGCAGGAGCACUGGCUACUGCACUCUGCAGCCUGCCCCGAGCCUGGGCCCUCUUCCCACCCAGUGACGACUACGAUGACACAGACGAUGACGACCCUUUCAACCCUCAGCAGGAAUCCAAGCGUUUUGUGCAGUGGCAGUCGUCUAUCUGAGCCCCUCCUCCCCGCCGGACUGGACCCUG